Corylus avellana is the source of this 1270-nucleotide messenger RNA. Lineage: Eukaryota; Viridiplantae; Streptophyta; Magnoliopsida; Fagales; Betulaceae. The record is from RefSeq and is a predicted model, not a curated record.
UUCUCUCGACUCUCCUCUCAAACUCUCCACCAUCCUCCUCGCCUCCUUUCUCUGUUGCCGCUCCUACCACUCUCCCAGUGCCCCCAACAGCAUCCACCACCACCACCGCACACCUCGACGCCUGCCUGAAGCUGAGCGGCUCGUGCCCGGUUUCCAACAAUUAUUUACGUAUUUCCCCCUUUUUUUUUUGUGUUUUGUUUUUUUUUUUAAUUGUAGAUAAAGUUGGCAGAUAUCUGAUUUGAAGUUUGAUCAUGGCGACUAGACUUCAGUUUGAGAACUCGUGCGAGGUGGGUGUGUUCUCAAAGCUCACCAAUGCUUACUGUUUAGUUGCUAUUGGUGGUUCCGAAAAUUUCUACAGUACGUUUGAGUCGGAGUUAGCAGAUGCUAUCCCUAUUGUUAAGACCUCCAUUGGCGGUACUCGCAUUAUUGGACGCCUUUGUGCUGGAAACAAAAACGGGCUUCUCGUUCCUCACACCCCGACUGACCAAGAACUUCAGCACUUGAGAAACAGUCUACCGGAUCAAGUAGUUGUUCAGCGCAUUGAUGAGAGGCUUUCUGCUCUGGGAAAUUGUAUAGCGUGCAACGACCACGUUGCUCUCGCGCAUACAGAUCUUGAUAGGGUAUCAUUGUCUUAUAUCUAGAGCCGAUAAUUUUGUAAUUUCUGACUUACAGCCCAAUCUGAAAAAGAGGCUUUGUGAUUGUAUUCAUUUCAUGAACCUCUCCUCCCCCUCCCUCCCCCUUUUCUUGUCUUCAUAUGUUAAUCUCCCUUGCCAAAGUGUUCUUAGAAAUUUUGAGCAAGUGACCAUAAGUUAUCAAACAAACAGAAAAUCCAACAGGUUGUAAACCUUAGAUACCCUUUGCUUUCCUUUGUUCUGUUUCUGAUCAAAUUAUCUAUUGAGAGGUGCUUGAUUCUUAAAUGACAAUUAUGGAAAAUUUCUCUGAAAAGCAUACAGAAUAGAUAACAUCAAGUGUAUUGUAAACUGCGAUUAGUUUUAUUGCUUUCAUUGGUUGUUAUAAAUCCGUCGAAGUUUGAGGAGGUGAUGCAUAAGGUUCCUUUGUAGAGGCAACUAAAGUAAUUGGAUAAUAUGAAAGAAUAUGCGGAGUUGAACCCUUAGAUACAUGUUCAUUUUUCCUUGAAGAUACCCUAAAAGGUACCUUGAGAAUUUUAAUGGGGCAAGGUUUGUUGUGGAAGUUUAGAUCCUCUUAGCAACAAUUUGGUAUAGACUUGUUUAGCAUUCAUUUUUGUUGGAUGGUUGGAUUUGGGUUGUCA